ACAUGUCAAGUACAUGUCAUACAUCAUCGAACCUUUUCCAAUUUCAAGGCAGUUUAGGUUUAACGCUUUGAAAUAUUUUAGGUGGUUGUUUUUAAUUAAUUAGGUGAAGUAAUGACUAUGACCGAUUAUAGCUCAGGAGGAGAGGCUCCGCACUUUGUGGCGCCUGUAAUUCAAGACAAUCAAGCCGGAUGGGGACCUUGUGAAGUGCCAGAUCAGUUUAAGGAUAUGCCUUACCAACCCUUUAGUAAAGGUGAUCGGCUAGGCAAAAUUAGUGAUUGGACUGGAGCUGCAUUUCAAGAUAAAAAAUAUGCUAAUAAAUAUGCUUCCCAAUUUGGCUCAGGUAGCCAGUAUGCGUAUUACCAUGAUGAAGAUGAAAGCACUUUCCAUUUGGUGGACACUACCAGAGUUCAGAAACCUCCAUACCAGCGAGGUAGAUUCCGUGCUAAUCAACGUAAUAUGCGCGGAAGGGGUGGUAGAGCUAAUGUGCAAGGUGGUGGCAUGCAAGCUCUUGGUAAGGGUGUUAAGACAAGGGACACAUACAAGAGAAGUCAAGUCAAGAGAUGGGGGCAAGGUCGUCCUCAAAUAAAAAUAAGGGAUGCAUCAGUUACUGUAAGACCAGACUGGAGUACUAUUGAAGAAAUGGACUUCCCCAGACUUGGAAAAUUGUCUCUGCCAGGAAUUAAGGAUGGUGACGAUGUUUUGUGCUGUGGUGAACUGGAAUAUUACGAUAAGUCUUACGAUCGUGUCAAUGUUAAAAAUGAGAAAGCCCUACAAAGUGUCAACAGAAUUUUCCAUACUGUUACUACUACAGACGAUCCAGUUAUCAGAAAAUUGACAAAAACUGAAGGCAAUGUAUAUGCUACAGAUGCAAUUUUGGCUACCAUUAUGUGUUGUACUCGUUCCAAUUAUUCUUGGGAUAUUGUUAUUGAAAAAAUAGGCGACAAACUAUUUUUCGACAAGAGAGACAACACAGAAUUUGAUUUACUGACUGUAAAUGAGACAUCGGUUGAGCCCCCUCAAGAUGAUGGCAACUCCUUAAAUUCACCAAGAAAUUUGGCUCUGGAAGCUACAUUCAUUAACCACAAUUUCAGCCAACAAGUACUGAAAAUAGGUGCAAAUGAACCACGGUACAAGUUUGAUGAUCCAAACCCAUUCAUAUCAGAAGAAGAGGAGGGAGAAAUUGCUAGUGUUGCUUAUAGAUACCGCAAGUGGGAUCUUGGAGGAGGAAUUACAUUGGUUGCCCGUUGUGAACAUGAUGCCGUAGUCCAAUCUCCCAACGGUGAACUCCAAUUCCUUACCAUUAAGGCCCUAAACGAAUGGGAUUCCAAACUGGCCAACGGCGUCGAAUGGCGCCAAAAACUGGAUACCCAACGAGGUGCCGUUCUAGCUAACGAGCUCCGCAACAACGCUUGCAAACUGGCUAAAUGGACCGUCCAGGCACUUCUGGCUGGAAGCGAUCAAAUUAAGUUCGGUUAUGUAUCUCGUGCCCACGUCAGAGAUAACAGCAAACAUGUUAUUCUAGGAACGCAACAAUAUAAACCACACGAAUUCGCUACACAGAUUAACUUGAACAUGGAUAACGCUUGGGGUAUUUUGAGGUGCAUCGUGGAUAUUGUCAUGAAGCAGAAAGAUGGAAAAUAUUUGAUCAUGAAGGAUCCAAAUAAGCCCAUGAUCCGUCUCUAUGAUAUUCCCGAUAACACUUUUGAAUCCGACGGGGAAACUGAAUCUGACGACGAUGUCCCAGAAAGCUCUACAGCAUUUCCAUUGUAUUCCUACAGUUCUAGUUCCAAACGUUAAGAAAAUUGCAGUGUUAGGUAUUAAUUCGAUAAAAAGAGAUAAACCAUAAACCAAGCAUAUAAAUCAUACAUAAAUAACCAAUUUGGGGAAACGAAGAAUGGUACAUACACAAAUAACAACAAAAAUCAAAAGGUUUAUCUGUUUUUAUGGAAUUUCUGCUGUGGUAUCUGUAUUUGGUUAUAUUGGAAUUUUUAAUGAAAAUGAAAUUAAAUAUUAGAUACGCAAUAGGCACAUGUAGUGCUAUAUAUGUGCUAUUUGAUAAAUAAAACUUGCAUAUACGUUGA
This is a messenger RNA of Diabrotica virgifera virgifera (western corn rootworm), 2081 nucleotides long. RefSeq names its product eukaryotic translation initiation factor 3 subunit D (gene eIF3d1). Gene Ontology annotation, cellular component: eukaryotic translation initiation factor 3 complex; cytoplasm. The record is from RefSeq and is a predicted model, not a curated record. Gene Ontology annotation, biological process: translational initiation. Gene Ontology annotation, molecular function: translation initiation factor activity. NCBI's taxonomy places the organism in Eukaryota, Metazoa, Arthropoda, Insecta, Coleoptera, Chrysomelidae. The coding region runs from base 112 to 1797 and encodes 561 amino acids. The transcript has 9 exons.